AUGGUCUUGAUAGCGUCUGUGUCGGUGCUGGCUGCUGGCUCCCAAGGGAACGUCUUCGCCACCUCUGCCAUCCGCAGUCUUCGUUUCCUGCAGAUCCUCCGCAUGCUACGGAUGGACCGGCGCGGGGGCACCUGGAAACUUCUAGGAUCAGUGGUCUAUGCCCACAGCAAGGUGACCGCUAGAAAGGCUAUUGGUUUAGCUGGGGUUUAGUUAGCCUCAGGAGCCCAGGCUUCUCACCUUCUGUGAGAUGAGAUUUGGAAGGAUGGCUCCGCAAAAACAAAUCGAAAGCCUACGUAAAAGACAUCGGGUAGAAGUAAAUUAAUCCACAAAUUUGAAUAAACUGCGUUUUCAUGAAUUUGAUUACAUAGUCCAGUCAUAAACAGAAAAAGUGGAUUUGGUGGGUACAGAUAUUAUUGUGCAUUAUGUAGCCUUUAUAAAGGCUUUAUGAAUGUAUACAUACCAUGAAGUGUUACCAAAUUCUAUAUCUGAUGCUCUGUUCCUCUUUUCUCCAGGAACUUAUCACUGCUUGGUACAUAGGCUUUCUCUGUCUCAUCCUGGCUAGUUUCCUUGUGUACUCGGUCGAGAAAGAUGAAAACGACAUGUUUGAGACCUAUGCUGAUGCCCUGUGGUGGGGGCUGGUAAGUUCAAUAAUAUUUCCAAAUUAGAAAGUGCACAAGGUAUUCAAUGUUAUCUUCUAUUAGGGCAGACUUACAGUUAGUGUUCCGAUAAUGUCUUUCCCUAAUUUAUAUGCAGUACCCAGCUAAAUACAUAUAUAUAACUGAGCUAUAAUAUCACUUGAAAAAGUAUAAUGUAUUGGAGUGGAAUGGGGUCUUGACUUACCAGCUUUGGUGGACUAUUAUAUAAGGUAUGCAUUACUGUAGGUGCUGUUGAAAAUGCCUCUUCUUUCUCUAGAUCACCCUGACUACCAUAGGCUAUGGGGAUAAGUUCCCAAAGACCUGGAAUGGACGUCUGCUGGCUUCAAUGUUCAGUAUGAUAGGAGUGGCUUUCUUUGCGCUCCCAGCUGUAAGUUUGAGAGACAUUUUAGGUGAUAAUUCAAACCCUUAUGGUGCAGAAGGCAACUUAAUCUAACUUUAUUAUGUGUCUGAAUUUGAAAGAAACGUAAAACCUUUAUUCACAGUUCCAGCCUUAUAGCCAAGUGCAUGAACUCCAAUGGUUAUAUUCCAGAACAUUUUGCAAUGUUCUGUGUCAAUAGUACACUUUAGAGUUGUUGUGCUCUUCAGUGGUGCACUUCAGCUUAGGCAAAACAUGGCCUGGUACACACUUGAACUUAAAACAUUCGGAUAACCAUUAUUAUUAUUUUUUAAUCUGGUAGUCCUACAUUCUAGUUUCAGAUGUUCAUAUUCAAGAGGGUAGAGAUAUUUUCACAAUGUGUUCUCUUUUUCUCGUACACACAGGGUAUCCUGGGGUCUGGUUUUGCCCUGAAGGUCCAGGAGCAGCACAGACAGAAGCAUUUUGAGAAGCGACGCCAACCUGCUGCUGGUCUAAUACAGGUAGCCACACGCACCACCAUUGGCCUGGACACACCCACUGACACAUUGUGUGACCUUUGACCUAUUCUUUUUUUACCUGGUUCUUUCUGACUGAUUUUAUUGAAUUAUAUAUCACUUGUUGGGUCAUUGAACAUCCUCUGCAUCAUGACGUUGUCUGCAUCACUAGCAAAUAACACCAUCUGUCUCACAAACAGAAUGCUUGGCGAUUUUAUGCUACGAAUCUCGCUCGGACUGAUCUGCUGUCGACGUGGGAUUUUUAUGAGGAGAAUGUUUCUCUCCCGAUGUACAGGUACAGACCAUAUCUGUUCUCUAUACUUUAUAUAACUUUAUUCUGGAAAUUAAAUUCCAUUAAAUUCACAUGUUCUAUUUAUCCCUUUAAAACUGGCUAGAGUUUUUGUUAUUACCCUUGAAAUAACACCAACCAGUCUGGCUUUCCAAUUUGAAGUUUAACUCUAAUACCUUUCAUUUUGAGAUACUGCUGGGCUUUGUCUUGAUAUUCAAAGCACAACUAGUACAGUGCCUUCAGAGAGUAUUCACACCCCUUGACCUUUUCCACAUUUUGAUGUGUUACAGCCUGAAUUUUAAAUUGAUUAAAUUGAGAUUUUGGGUCACUGGCCUACACACAAUACCCCUUAAUGUCGAAGUAGAAUUCUGUUUUUAGACAUUUUUAUAAAUGAAUUAAAAAUGAAAAGCUGAAAUGUAUUGAGUCAGUAAGUAUUCAACCCCUUUGUUAUGGCAAGCCUAAAUAAGUUCAGGAGUAAAAAUAAAUCAAUCAAAUGUAUUUAUAAAGCACUUUUUACAUCAGCAGAUGUCACAAAGUGCUAUACAGGAACCCAGCCUAAAACCCCAAACAGCAAGCAAUGCAGAUGUAGAAGCACGAUGGUUAGGAAAAACUCCCUAGAAAGGCAGAAACCUAGGAAGAAACCAAGAGAGGAACAAGGCUCUGAGGGGUGGCCAGUCCCCUUCUGGCUGUGCCAGGUGGAGAUUAUAACAGUACAUGGCCAUUAAGGCCAGAUUUAUCUCCAAUAUGUUGAAACGUUCAUAGAUGACCAGCAGGGUCAAAUAAUAAUCACAGUGGUUGUAGAGGUUGCAACAGGUCAGUACAUCAGGAGUAAAUGUCACUUGGCUUUUCAUAGCCCGGCAUUUAGAGGUUGAAAUAGCAGGUGGGGUAGAGAGAGAGAGUUGAAAACAGCAGGUCUAGGACAAGGUAGCACGUCCAGUGAACAGGAUGUGCUACCUUGUCCCAGACAUGUGCUUAACAAGUCACGUAAUAAGUUGCAUGGACUCAUUCUGUGUGCAAUAAUACUGUUUAUAGAAAAGUUUGUGGUCAUGCGCACAUCCUUACAAUCAUAGGUGCUGGGCUAAUAAAGAAUACUAGUAAAGAACAAGAAGGCCCGCACACGGUUAAAGCUCCCAAUUCACCUCUUUAUUGACAACGUUCCGAUCUGAAACAGAUCUUCGUCAGGUCAAGCAAACAAACUGAGUGCUCUCUUCCCAAAAUAUACACAUUUCACCACACGUGACCAUUAUGCACAUGACGCAUGGUGGGUGUGGAAACGAUUAAAUUCACUUUUGUGCACAAUCAAUCAUACAUUGAGGGGGAAAAAGUAUUUGAUCCCCUGCUGAUUUUGUACGUUUGCCCACUGACAAAGAAAUUAUCAUUCUAUAAUUUUAAUGGUCGGUUUAUUUGAGCUGUGAGAGACAGAAUAACAACAAAAAAAUCCAGAAAAACCCAUGUCAAAAAUGUGCAACAAGUCACUAAAGUAUUUCUGCAAAAUAAUUGGCAAAGCAAUUAACUUUUUGUCCUGAAUACAAAGUGUUAUGUUUGGGGAAAAUCCAAUACAACACAUUACUGAGUACCACUCUCCAUAUUUUCAAGCAUAGUGGUGGCUGCAUCAUGUUAUGGGAACGCUUGUAAUCAUUAAGGACUGGAGAGUUUUUCAGGAUAAAAAAGAAACGGAAUGGAGCUAAGCACAGGCAAAAUCCUAGAGGAAAACCUGGUUCAGUCUGCUUUCCACCAGACACUGGGAGAUGAAUUCACCUUUCAGCAGGACAAUUACCUAAAACACAAGGCCAAAUCUACACAGGAGUUGCUUACCAAGAAGACAAUGAAUGUUCCUGAGUGGCCGUGUUACAGUUUUGACUUAAAUCUGCAUGAAAAUCUAUUGCAAGACCUAAAAAUGGUUGUCUAGCAAUGAUCAACGACCAAUUUGACAGAGCUUGAAAAUUUUUGAAAAUAAUAAUGGGCAAAUGUUGCACAAUGCAGGUGUGGAAAGCUCUUAGAGACUUAUCCAGAAAGACUCACAACUGUAAUUGCUGUCAAAGGUGCUUCUACAAAGUAUUGACUCGGGUGUGAAUACUUAUAUAAAUUAGGUAUUUCAUUUUCAGAAAAUGGCAAAAAUUUAACUUUGUCAUUAUGGGGUAUUGUGUGUAGAUGGGUCAGACAUUUUUUUAUUUAAUCAAUUUUGAAUUUAGGCUGUAACACAACAAGAUGUGGAAUAAGUCAAGGGUAUAUGAAUACUUUCUGAAGGCACUGUAGCUACUUUGAAAAUGAAUCACUCUGUUUACCUUCUAAGUCUGUCGGAAUGAUUUAGAAAAUAAGCUGCAGACUGCAAUAUUAGGCUUUCUCAAAGCAGCGUUCUGCGUUUUAUCUCAUUUUAGAGCUACAUACAGUAUUCUGUGUAGCAGCGUCUAAGGAAGCGUUCUAUUUUGAAACAGUAUAAUGUUAGGCUUCAAUGCUCCAGACUAGAGGGCCACUGAACUUGUUUUUAGAAAGUCCUUUAGAAAGACAUGCAUUAGCCUUCUAGUGGGAUGUAUGGUGUAUAAAAGAUGAUGAAAACUGUCUCCACGCUUCUCUCGCCAGACUCAUACCCCCCCUCAAUCAACUGGACCUCCUGAGGAAUCUGAAGGCCAAAUCCUUCAGCAGGUCUGAAUAUACAGUAGGAUGAAUCUCACCUGAAUUCAUAGUCUCUUGGUGUCUCAGGGCUGCAGUAACUUAGUGCUAAUCACCCGAUUAAACCCUGUGCCUUGACAACUCUGUUUCCCUUUUUUGCCCUUUGCCACUUGACAGGUGCUUGCUCACCCAAAUGCUAAAUCCUGAUUAUCUUAAUGACAUAUAGCUACCACUGUUGACCUUUUUAGAUAUUCAGCCUUGUCCUAACCUCUCUGACUUUAGUAACCUAAAUAAUGCUGCCCAUCGGGAUUUGUCACGGAAAUGAAUGUGUGUGUGUGUGUCUCUCUGUGUGUGUCUUUUUCAUUUGUCUGGAAACAAAGGAAGGACUCUCAGACAGAAGCCUCCCCCAGGUCUGUUAUUCAACCAGCCUUUGUUGUUUUACCAAACACUUCUUCUACCCCCUUUUGGCUUUACUUCAAUUCUGCUCAAUGCUGCAGAGGCACUCUUCUUGAGGGAGUGUGUGUGUGUGUGUGUGUGUGUGUGUCCCGGAGUAGAAGGGACCAAGGUUUUGAUGAGUCUUGUUUUUUUACAAUGUGUGUUAGAUAUGGAUGUACCUCUAUGAUAAGAUCCUCCUUCAAGAACAGUGGCCUUACAUUUGCCCACAGUGCCCUAGCUCAAGGGUUCCCAAACUUUUUUAUUCAGGCCCCCCAUCUAUUUCUAUGGGCACAAGCACUGUUCAUGAAACAAACUGUUCACACACCUCUUGUUGGCAGAGAGAAAAAUGUGCAGGUUUAAAGCUUAUUUCCUGCAAUUCUACACAUUUUGCCAUGGGGUGCAGAGAAAAUGUUGCCUUUUUAAAGCUCAUUUUCUUGCAAUGUCUAAUGUGUAUUCAUGUGAUAUUUGAUUGACUCAACCAUUACAACAAAAUCUAUGGGCUAAAAAAACUAGCUAAAAAAGUUAGCUGACAUGGGCUAGUUGAUCUGGACAUUUCUGACAAGUUAUAAAUACAGUAGCUCUCUAAGGUAUCCAGUGACUGACCUGAGAAGAGGAAAACUGAUGAUGCACUACCCAAUUUCGAAAUUGCACCUUGUGCAUUCUACUAUUACUACCUUCAAGAGUAAUUUGAAAGCCGGACUGAGUUCCUUAAAUAAAUAUUUUAAAAAAAAAUAUAUAUAUAUAUAUGACCCCUGCGCCACCCACAGUUUGGGAACCACUCCCCUAGCUAAGCUCACUUUGCCCUCACUGCCAACAUGAAGCUGUUAUCCACAAAUCUAGGUCCAGUUCCCAAGAUCACCUUUUGAAAUGUGUUAAUUACCCCACUGGCAUAGGGAACACUCUAGAGCAGUGAUAUAUAUGAAUUUCAUAAUGGGUCACUGUAAGGCCAUGUCUUUGCGAUUUGUGCAACGAUUACAUUUAACAGCCAAUACUGUAGACUGUACAUAUUUCUGCCUACUUUGCACUUGCUUUUAGCCUAAAUGCCGUAGCUAAUUUUAGAAUCAGAUGUUAUGAAACAUUUGCAUAAUGCAUAGCAGACUUAUGGUUAUAAGUGAGCCAUUUGUCACAGAAAUCCUAACUUCUUGAUGGUUUGAACCAGGGGUUGGAACCAAAACUAUUUUAAAAUUCUGAACAGAACCACCAUUUUCUUUGUUACGUUCCAACUAGCAAAAUAAAGUUCUGAACCGGUUCAAACCCCCAAAAAGUACCAGUUUAUAUCGUUCCUUUCUGUUCCUUUUUUAAACCUGUGAUCAACAGUUUUUUACAUUUAGCUCCUUAAAUUACUUCACCAAUCAGUGCGGAUAGAGCAGGCAAGCUAGUUGUUUACAGCGUGAUGGACAGACAAGUGUAUCCUGUGGUGCAAGAUGCGGCUGAUAUUUUGCGGGUCGGGAGAGAGCGAGAAAGGGUUGAGGAGGAGGCUUGAAGGGCUGGGCAUCUUGUGAUGACAUGCAUUAUCUGAAUUAGGUCCACAGAAUUAUACCUAGGAGGAGUGGCUUCUAUGGAGGAACUUUGAAUGCGCUAGCUAGCUAACAAGCUUGCGUGUGCAAAGCGGCACCAGAAUUAGAAACACGUCUUACCUUUUUGUAGUUAAUAAAUCCAACGUAAAAUGUGAUAACUAGGCCUAUAGUAUCCUUAACUAGCAUUUUGAAAAGUUAAUUCAUUAUUUUCUAGCUAAUUAAAAAUCUCUCUCCUAUCUUCUGAAUCAUGAUUGUAACGUCAGUACAGUAGCCUAUGCUUCGGAGGGGGAGGGGCAGGUAGCCUAAACGCGCGCACACACACUGGCAACGAUGUUCAGUAUGUUUCUGAGUGACAGAGUGAGGGCAUUGCAUAGCCGCUUUGAUGCGUUUUUUUGUGGGACCCCCAAAAAAUGCUUGGAAUAACAGUUCUUUUCCAGAACGGUAUGGAUCACUUUCGUUCCAGAUUCUGUUUCUGUUCUUGAAAAAUGUAUUUAUUUUCCUGUUGGGAAGAAGUAGUGGGUGUAAAAUCAACGUGAGCCAAUGUGCAACCUAAACAUGUGUAAACAUAAUUGGAAAGGAAAAGGCGCAACGCUCGCUCAUCAUUAAACAUUCUUAGUUUUAUUAAGUAUGUUUAUUUUCCUGUUUUAAGUUCUGUUCCCUGAACCGGUUCCAUCCCCUGGUCACAUCGUCACAUCAUUCAAAUUAUAUUAUAAUUUUAUUCAUUAUUGUCUGAUUAAUGAAAGUACUUCGAAUAUGUUUUUAUGACAUCUUCUACCAUUCCUCAUUCUUGCAUCAUAUCAUCCUUUUACUGACCAUUACAAGGACAUUGUAGGACAUGUCCUUGUAAGACAUUACAAGGCAAGCCACUUCAUUUUUCAGAUGCACUUAAUUCCUCCAUCACUUAUCUUUUUUGUCUUCUCUACUGCCCACCAUUCCACUAUCUCUCUCUCCAAUGUCCAGUUUUGCCCAUUCACACAAAGAUGACAUGCUUUGUGGGUGCUGCCCGAGAACCUAUAGGUACUGUUGCACAGAUACUAACAUCUGCACUGCAAGUAUUUAAGUCUCUAUAUAUCUGUCCUUACUUUCCUAUCUGUUCUUAUAUUUCCCACUUUUGACACAUAUUCAGCUGAGUAGAUGAAGCACAUGACUAGCUGACUCUUUUUAAUCCCCCUCAGCUAUUGAGAAUCAGUCAAAUGUAACAUUUACUUAUCCACAUAGCAUACACAGACAUUUACUUUUGCUUUGAAGUAAAAAAUCGGAAUAUUUUCUGCACAUUUACCUGAACAGCUUCCUAGAAAACACAGAUGUACGUCUUAGUUUUUUGUGACACAGCAUUGAUUUAUUGUUUCUCUUAUGCAGUUUUUUCGCUUGUUGGCUUUUUGCUCAGUCAGCCCUUUGACAACUUUUGUUGAAAAGCAAGAAAACAACAUGCCUUUUACUUUGGUAUCUAACAAGCAUUUCCUUUGAAAUGAUUCCCACGUACAGUACAGUGGAAGACAUGAUGGUUAACCCUGUCUGCAUGACCUGAUUUACUAUUUGCAUAGAGAGAUGACAACCCUUCUUUUUCUUUUUGAGGCCUAUUACUGUGCUUCCCAUGCAUGCUUGCUUGUUGCUUCUGCUGCUUGCCUGACCGAAUGCUCGACUAUGUGCACAUGGAAAAGGUUCCUUCCGCUGUAGGACAUUGCCUCGUUUUAAGUUACCGUAGAGGUAAGACCUUUAAUCGCACAGACAUAUCUCAACAUCACAUUACUACUUUAUGUAUAAGCAGGUAUAGAUAUACAGUAAGUUGCUCCACGUUAACAUUCUAUAUUUAUGAGUGAGAAUAGCCAAGAUGGUCAAGCCUACAUCAUUACUAAAGUUGACUAAAAUGUAUUCUUGAUUAAUAACUGCUUGUUGACACAUUGACACUGCCAAGCUAUUUUAGUCCGUUUCUCUACCCAUAUGAUACUUGACCUAGACCUAGUGAACACAGCCUAGACAAGGUGUCCAAAGUAACUCUUCGUCCACACAGCCCUAUAUUGCUCUUAUACUGCACAGUAUGCACAUGAGUCAUAUCACCAUGGGAACUCAAACCCACAGAAUUAUCCUUACAUCUCAGAAAAAGAUGCAUCAUCCAUCCAUAUCGAUCUCCCUCUUGUUUGCUCACUCCGUUCUGUAUAUCCUUCCCCGCUCCCUGUAGCCGGAAGCCUAGCCUAAAGGACAAGGUGUAUCCUAGUCCUUCCAAGAUGGCUGGGGCCACAGGGAGGUCCCAGUCCCCUGGGCCUGAAGACGGGGCAGAGGGAGGGCCGAGCUGGAGCUUCACUGACCGGGCCCAAGGGGCCAUGCAUGCUUUCCGUGCCAGGGGCAGCACCUCGCGCCAAAACUCAGAGGGUGAGGGGAUUCUAAAUCUGCACCACUGGUUAUAUGACUACUGUUCUGUUUGAUUAGCUUAUCUUCUUAAGAUAAUAAUAAUAACAAUAUUGUAAUCUUUUUAUAUAGACAUUACACAGUUGCAAAGUAGGCUAUGCAGUGCAGUACACUGUCAGAUAUGCAAAAGACAAAUAAAACAUCACAAGUGCACAUGCUCACAAUGGUAUAACACAUUUAUUGGAUGAUUGUCCAAGGAGUUAGGCCUAAUUAGCUAGGCAGAUACUGUAUUUUCAAAUAUAAUGCUAGUCAAGAAGAUGGCUAGUCAAAUAGCUUAUCUUCUUGACUAGUAUUACAUUCGAAGAUAUGGUAUCUGCCUAGCUAAUUAGGCUUAACUCCUAGAUCAAUCGUCCAAUGACUAUGUUAAACCAUUGUGAGCAUGUGAACCUGUGAAUUCUAUUUGUUAACAUUCUGUUUGACAAAUGCUAGCAUUCUGUUUGACAAGCUACUACCUGCCUACCAUUCUGUUUGACUAGCCAUGUAACUAAAUACAUUCUGUAAAACUAGUUGUCUACACCAGGGUUCCCCAAACUCGGUCCUGGGGCCCUCCCCUGGGUGCACGUUUUGGUUUUUGCCCUAGCACUACACAGCUGAUUCAAAUAACCAACUCGUCAUCAAGCUCUGAUUAUUUGAAUCAGCUGAGUAGAGCUAGGGCAAAAACCGAAAUGUGGACCGAGUUUGGGAAUCCCUGGUCUACAUAACUAGAACUCUGUUUGACUAGCCAUCUAACUGAAUACCAUUCUGUAAAACUAGUUGUCUACAUGACUAGCAUUCUGUUUAACUAGACAUCUAAUUGAACACCAAUUUGUUUAUCUUUGUCUACCUGACUAGUAUUCUGUUUGACCAGCUGUCUACCUGACAAGCAUUCUAGCUACUUGACUAGCAUUUUGACUUUGACUAUCUGCCUGAGAGGCAUACUGUUUUCUAUCUACAGUAUCGGACUAACAAUCUGUUUGACUAGCUACUGUAUACCUGGCUAGCAUUCUGUUGAACUGCUAUUGUAUAUACCUGUAUAGCUUUCGGAUUCACUAGCUACCUCCCAAACUAGAAAUAUGUUUGAUUAGCAUUCUGUUUGACUAUAGUUAUCUACUGGACUUACCUUUUUGUUUGUUGUCGUUAGCCCUAUGUCCUCAACUUGGAGUUCAGAGGAUGUGCAAUGAUGUUUUACUCUGUGGCCCCAUGCCAGCUGUCACUUAGCGUGCCAACUGUAGGCUUUGAGGGAUGUGCCAAUGGCAAUUUCAGCCAGUAGUUUUGAAAGUAGUGCUCAUGAACCAAAACAGUUCCCCGAAAACUGCACAAUUGUGUACUACGUCAUCCGCGAGCUGCCCAGUGAUGCGAGCCUACCAGAUGAGCUAAAUGCCCUUUAUGCUUGCUUCGAGGCAAACAACACUGAAGCAUGCAUGAGAGCGCCAGCAGUUCUGGACGACUAUGUGAUCACGCUCUCCGAAGCCGAUGUGAGCUAGACCUUUAAACAGGUCAACGUUCACAAGGCUGCGGGGCCAGACGGAUUACCAGGACGUGUACUCAGAGCAUGCGCGGACUAACUGGCAAGUGUCUUCACUGACAUUUUCAACCUCUCCCUGACCGAGUCUGUGAUACCUACAUGUUUCAAGCAGACCACCAUAGUCCCUGUGCCCAAGAAAGCGAAGGUAACCUGCCUAAAUGACUACCUCCCCGUAGCACUCACAUCGGUAGUCAUGAAGUGCUUUGAAAGGCUGGUCAUGGCUCACAUCAACACCAUCAUCCCGGAAACCCUAGACCCACUCCAAUUCCCAUCCCGUCUCAACAGAUCCACAGAUGACGCAAUCUCAAUCGCACUCCACACUGCCCUUUCCCACCUGGACAAAAGGAACACCUAUGUGAGAAUGCUGUUCAUUGACUACAGCUCAGCGUUCAACACCAUAGUGCCCACAAUGCUCAGCACUAAGCUAAUGACCCUGGGAAUGAACACCUCCCCUGUAACUGGAUCCUGGAUUCCUGACGGGCCACCCCCAGGUGGUAAGGGUAGGCAACAACACAUCUGCCAUGCUGAUCCUCAACACUGAGGCCCCUCAGGGGUGCAUGCUUAGUCCCCUCCUGUACUCCCUGUUCACCCACGACUGCUUGGCCAAGCACGACUCCAACACCAUCAUUAAGUUUGCUGAUGACACAACAGUGGUAGGCCUGAUCACCGACAACAAUGAGACAGCCUAUAGGGAGGAGGUCAGAGACCUGGUAGUGUGGUGCCAGGACAACAACCUCUCCCUCAAUGUGAGCAAGACAAAGGAGCUGAUCAUGGACUACAGGAAAAGGAGGGUUGAACAGGCCCCCAUUAACAUCGACGGGGCUGUAGUGGAGCGGAUCGAGAGUUUCAAGUUCCUUGGUGUCCACAUCACCAACAAACUAUCAUGGUCCAAACACACCAAGACAGUCGUGAAGAGGGCACGACAACACAUUUUCCCCCUCAGGAGACUGAAAAGAUUUGGCAUGGGUCCCCAGAUCCUCAACAAGUUCUACAGCUGCACCAUCGAGAGCAUCCUGACCGGUUGCAUCACCGCCUGGUAUGGCAACUGCUCGGCAUCUGACACUAAGGCGCUACAGAGGGUAGUGCAUACGGCCCAGUACAUCGCUGGGGUCAAGCUUCCUGCCAUCCAGGAGCUAUAUACGAGGCAGUGUCAGAGGAAGGCCCAAAAAAUUGUCAAAGACUCCAGUUACCCAAGUCAUAGACUGUUCUCUCCGCUACCGCACGGCAAGUGGUACCGGAGCGCCAAGUCUAGGUCAAAAAGGCUUGUUAACAGCUUCUACCCCCAAGCCAUAAGACUGCUGAACAAUUAAUCAAAUGGCCACCCAGACUAUUUACACUGUACCCCCGCACAUUGACUCGGUACCGGUACCCCCUGUAUAUAGCCUUGAUAUUUUAUUGUUUACUGUAGUUUAUUUAGUAAAUAUUUUCUUAACUCUAUUUCUUGAACUGCAUUGUUGGUUAAGGGCUUGUAAGUAAGCAUUUCACGGUAAGGUCUACACCUGUUGUAUUCGCCGCAUGUGACAAAUAAAAUUUGAUUUGAUUACGUCCUGCAUGUAUGAUAUGUUACUUGUUGCAAUUCGUAUGAUAGUUUACGAAUUACAAUUUGUACAAUAUGUUGCGAAUUUGUAAGUGCUUAAGAUCCCGGACUGCAUCUUUAAUUAUGUUCCAUUGUCUGGACUAAUGUUGCAGUCAGACAAUGUAGAUGGGAUGCAGAGUAAGGUUGCAGACAAAGCAUCUUCACAGUAUGUACAAUCUUAUGAGACAGACAAAGGAGAUAAAUCUCAUGUCAAUUUGCAGAAAACACAGAUGUAUUCACCUCUAGCUGCUUUUCAACUGUAACCCCAGUGUUACACAACUAGUGUGUACACCCUGAUGUUAUACUAGGGAAAUUAUGUUUCCAUAGCUAGGGCUCACAGUGAGGACUUGUGAAGAACAGAAUCAACAACCACUGCAUAAUCAAAACAGUUGCUUUGUAAGGUGUUGACGGUCGAAGGUGUAAACCCAUGCUCACAGUAAAGCAUAGCAGUCGAAACAGUUCUCGCAUAUGUUAUGAAGUGAUUGUUGUCAUUCAACGAGAGACGACUUGUUUACAUGCCAAACAUUUCACAUGAGAAAUACUGCACCAAACAUCUUAAACCUUAUUCGAACGGGAUUAGUUUUACUGGGGGUGGUCGGGUAAUGUAAUUAUGUGAACGAGCACAAAACACCACAUCUGUCAUUUUAGUCCCUUCCGAAUCGGCAAUGUUAAGUCAUUUUUACAUGGCAGGAGAGUAACAAUUCCAUCCAGAAUAACCUACAGUUUUGUGCCAAACUCCAAUGCCCUCUGAUAAUACUAGUACCGUGCGAAUCGGCAUCCCUGUAUUUUGAGAGAAAUGUCUGAGUUUGACAGGUGUUGCUCACGGUUUGAGCAAGACAACAAUACGUGAUUCGAUAAAUUGAAGGAAGUGCUCGCAUAUCCUAUAUAUGAAGGGCCUACAUGUAUGAACUUUUACAGUGAAUGCUUUUAUUUAUAUGUUUUGUGUGUAUGAAUUGAAUAUUGCCAAAUGCAUCAGUAAAACAUAUUGCGCCUAUUUAAUGUAACCCUUGCUGUUAAUAGAUGGCAAAGCAGAAUACAACUGACCUAAACUUUUGAAAAUGAAAAGUUCACUUUUUCAUCCAUAGCCUUAAAACGCAUCUCAAGUGCACUGUUUAGCUCAUCUGAAGGAUGGGGGGCAUUUAGGACGUCUACUACGGAUCGCUAAAAAAUCCAAAUGAUUAUGAUCACACUUCAUCAAUUAAAAUAUUAUGGCGACACUAUACCAAAGAUGGUUUGGUAUGGUUUCGAAACUUGGGAACCAAGCUCGAGUUAUCAGUGUAGCCCUGUUAUCGCCUGGACUUGUUGAAAUAUCUUCACGCCUAGAAAAGAACCUCCAGGCUUUCGUCAUAACUGUCAAUUUAUUGAAAAUAAAAAUAAUGACAGGGAACCAUCCUCCGAACAACGGACAUUCUGGGGUAAUAAUUACAUAAUCAACGUUCUCUAGUAAUACUAGUCCCGUGCGAAUAGUGCUUUAGUUAUGUAAAAUUAUGUGACUAAAAACCUCCUCGGCAAAAACGUCACAAUUAAUUACAGAUGUCUUGAUUUAUUUUAGAUACACUACAUAGCAAAAAGUAUGUGGAUACCUGUUGGUCAAACAUUUCAUUCCAAAAUUAUGGGCAUUAAUAUGGAGUUGGUCCCCUCCACACUUCUGGGAACCCUUUCCACUAGAUGUUGGAACAUUGCUACAGGGAUUUCUUCCAUUUCUGCCACGAGCAUUAGUGCGGUCGGGCACUGAUAUUGGGCGAUUAGGCCUGGCUCGCAGUUGGCGUUCCAAUUAAUCCCGAAGGUGUUCAAUGGGGUGGAGGUCAGGGCUCUGUGCAGGCCUGUCAAGUUCUUCCACAUCGAUCUCGACAAACCAUUUCUGUAUGGACCUCGCUUUGUGUACAGGGGCAUUGUUAUGCUGAAACAAGAAAGGGCCUUCCCCAAACUGUUGCCAUAAAGUUGGAAGCACAGAAUCGUCUAGAAUGUCAUUAUAUGCAUUAAGAUUUCCCUUCACCGAACAAUGAAAAACAGCCCCAGACCAUUAUUCCUCCUCCACCAAACUUUACAGUUGGCACUAUGCAUUGGGGCAGGUAGAGUUCUCCUGAAAGCCACCAAACCCAGAUUAGUCAGUCGGACUACCACAUGGUGAAGCGUGAGUCAUCACUCCAGAGAACGCAUUUCCACUGCUCCAGAGUCCAAUGGCAGCGAGCUUUACACCACUCCAGCUGACGCUUGGCAUUGUGCAUGGUGAUCUUAGGCUUGUGUGCGGCUGCUCGGCCAUGGAAACCCAUUUCAUGAAGCUCCCGAUGAACAGUUGUUUUGUUGAUGUUGCUUCCAGUGGCAGUUUGGAACUCGGUAGUGAGUGUUGCAACCGAGGAUAGAGGAUUUUUACGAGCUACGCGCUUCAGCACUCGGCCAUCUCGUUCUGUGAGCUUGUGUGGCCUACCACUUCGCGGCUGAGCCAUUGUUGCUCCUAGAUGUUUCCACUUCACAAUAACAGCACUUACAGUUGACCGGGGCAUAGCAGGGCAGAAAUUUGAAAUUUGAUGAACUGACUUGUUGGAAAGGUGGCAUCCUAUGACGGUGCCACAUUGAAAGUCACUGAGCUCUUCAGUAAGGCCAUUCUACUGCCAGUGUUUGUCUAUGGAGAUUGCAUGGCUGUGUGCUUGAUUUUAUACACCUGUCAGCAAUGGGUGAACUAGACGAAUCCACUAAUUUGAAGGGGUGUCCAUAAUUUGAAAAAGUCAAGUGGUCGGAAAAUAUUCAGACCCCUUGACCUUUUCCACAUUUUGUUAUGUUACAGCCAUAUUCUAAAAUUGAUUAAAUAAGUACAAAUCCUCCGCAAUCUACAUACAAUACCCCAUAAUGACAAAGUGAAAACAGGUUUUUAGAAAUGUUAGCCAAUUUAUUACAAAUAAAAAAACAGAAAUACCUUAUUUACAUAAGUAUUUGCUAUAAGACUAGAAAUUGAGCUCAGGUGCAUCCUGUUUCCAUUGAUCAUCCUUGAGAUGUUUCUACAACUUUAUUGGACUCCACCUGUGGUCAAUUCAAUUGAUUGGCCAUGAUUUGGAACGGCACACACCUGUCUAUAUAAGGUCCCACAGUUGAAGGUCUCACAGUGCAUGUCAGAGCAAAAACCAAACCAUGAGGUCAAAGGAAUUGUCCGUAGAGCUCCGAGACAGGAUUGUGUCAAGGGGAAGGGUACCAAAAUAUUUCUGCAUCAUUGAAGGUCCCCAAGAACACAGUGGCCUCCAUCAUUCUUAAAUGGAAGAUGUUUGGAACCACCAAGACUCUUCCUAGAGCUAACCGCACGGCCAAUUCUGAGCAAUUGGGGAUAAGGGCCUUGGUCAAGGAGGUGACCAAGGACCUGAUGAUCACUCUGACAGAGCUCCAGAGUUACUCUGUGGAGAUGAGAGAACCUUCCAUAAGGACAACCAUCUCUGCAGCACUCCACCAAUCAGGCCUUUAUGGUAGAGUGGCCAGACGGAAGCCACUCCUCAGUAAAAGGCACAUGACAGCCCGCUUGGAGUUUGCCAAAAGGCACCUAAAGACUCUCAGACCAUGAGAAACAAGAUUCUCUGUUCUGAUGAAACCAAGAUUUAACUAUUUGGCCUGAAUGCCAAGCGUCACGUCUGGAGGAAACCUGGCACCAUCCCUAUGGUGAAGCAUGGUGGUGGCAGCAUCAUGCUGUGGGGAAGUUUUUCAGCGGCAGGGACUGGGAGACUAGUCAGGAUCGAGGGAAAGAUGAACAGAGCAAAAUACAGAGAGAUCCUUGAUGAAAACCUGCUCCAGAGUGCUCAGCACCUCAGACUGGGGCGAAGGUUCACCUUCCAACAGGACAAUGACCCUAAGCACACAGCCAAGACAACGCAGGAGUGGCUUCAGGACAAGCCUCUGAAUGUCCUUGAGUGGCCCAGCCAGAGCCCGGACUUGAACCCGAUUGAACAUCUCUUGAGAGACCUGAAAAUAGCUGUGCAGCAACGCUCCCCAUCCAACCUGACAGAGCUUGAGAGGAUCUGCAGAGAAGAAUGGGAGAAACUCCCCAAAUACAGGUGUGCCAAGCUUGUAGCGUCAUACCCAAGAAGACUCGAUGCUGUAAUCCCUGCCAAAGGUGCUUCAACAAAGUACUGAGUAAAGGGUCUGAAUAAUUAUGUAAAUGUGAUAUAAAAAAUAUAAAAAAUGUGAUUUUUUUGGUUGUUUUUUAGCAACAAUUUCUGAACCUGUUUUUGCUUUGUCAUUGUGGGGAUUGUGUGUAGAUUGAUGAGGAAAAAGAACAAAGUAAUCAAUUUUAGAAUAAGGCUGUAACGUAACAAAAUGUGGAAAAAGUCAAGGGGUCUGAAUACUUUCCGAAGGCACUGUAUAUACAGUUGAAGUCGGAAGUUUACAUAUACCUUAGCCAAAUACAUUUAAACUCAGUUUUUCACAAUUCCUGACAUUUAAUCCUAGUAAACAUUCCAAAUGCCUGAAGGUAUCACGUUCAUCUGUACAAACAAUAGUAUGCAAGUAUAAACACCAUGGGACCACACAGCCGUCAUACCGCUCAGGAAGGAGACGCAUUCUGUCUCCUAGAGAUGAACGUACUUUGGUGCGGAAAGUGCAAAUCAAUCCCAGAACAACAGCAAAGGACCUUGUGAAGAUGCUGGAGGAAACCGGUUCAAAAGUAUCUAUAUCCACAGUGAAAAGAGUCCUAUAUCGACAUAACCUGAAAGGCCGCUCAGCAAGGAAGAAGCCACUGCUCCAAAACCGCCAUAAAAAAGCCAGACUACGGUUUGCAACUGCACAUGAGGACAAAGAUCGUACUUUUUGGAGAAAUAUCCUCUGGUCUGAUGAAACAAAAAUAUAACUGUUUGGCCAUAAUGACCAUCGUUAUGUUUGGAGGAAAAAGGGGAUAGCUUGCAAGCCGAAGAACACCAUCCCAACCGUGAAGCACGGGGGUGACAGCAUCAUGCUGUGGGGGUGCCUUGCUGCAGGAGGGACUGGUGCACUUCACAAAAUAGAUGGCAUCAUGAGGAAGGAAAAUUAUGUGGAUGUAUUGAAGCAACAUCUCAAGACAUCAGUCAGGAAGUUAAAGCUUGGUCGCAAAUGGGUCUUCCAAAUGGACAAUGACCCCAAGCAUACUUCCAAAGUUGUGGCAAAAUGGCUUAAGGACAACAAAGUCAAGGUAUUGGAGUGGCCAUCACAAAGCCCUGACCUCAAUCCUAUAGAAAAUGUGUGGGCAGAACUGAAAAAGCGUGUGCGAGCAAGGAGGCCUACAAACCUGACUCAGUUACACCAGCUCUGUCAGGAGGAAUGGGCCAAAAUUCACCCAACUUAUUGUGGGAAGCUUGUGGAAGGCCCAAGUUAAACAAUUUAAAGGCAAUGCUACCAAAUACUAAUUGAGUUUAUGUAAACUUCUGACUCACUGGGAAUGUGAUGAAAGAAAUAAAAGCUGAAAUAAAUCAUUCUCUCUACUAUUAUUCUGACAUUUCACAUUCUUAAAAUAAAGUGGUGAUCCUAACUGACCUAGGACAGGGAAUUUUUACUAGGAUUUAAUGUCAGGAAUUGUGGAAAACUGAGUUUAAAUGUAUUUGGCUAAGGUGUAUGUAAACUUCCGACUUCAACUGUAUGUGUGUGUGUGUGUGUGUGUGUGUGUGUGUGUGUGUAUAUGAUAUAUAUAUAUAUAUAUAUAUAUAUAUAAUAUAUAUAUAUAUAUGUUAUAUAUAUAUGUGUAUAUAUAUAUCUAUGUGUAUAUAUAUAUAUCUAUACUUAUUGUGUCUAUUCUACUACUAUCUUUAUGUGUAUCAUCUACUAUAUAUAUGUGUAUCUAUCUUAUAUGUAUUAUCUAUAUUGUGUGUCUCUCUUAUCUCUACUACUCUCUUCAUCUAUCUACUCUCUCAUCUAUUCUUCUCUAUCUCUAUCUCUCUCUACUCUAUGUGUCUCUUCUCUCUAUAUUCUAUGUGUCUGUUAUCAUUCUAUAUUAUUAUUAUAUAAUGAGCAAGCUGAUCCUCAUGAGUUGUGUUUGUUCUCCUCUGCGGCAUGCACGUUAAAGUGCUGAUUGAAAUGCAGGAUGAAGACUUUGGACUGAAGAGUUCUCCAGGUUAGAUACAGCCCUGGCCUUAGUAUUACUAGCUAACUAACAUUUAUGAUGAGGACCUAUUUCACAUUAUGUUGUUAUUCUUUAAUUCUAUAGAGAAAUACAUAAUGAUGUAGAACAUUCUACAUCAGUCUCUUAAUCAAAUGAUAAGUUGUAACUCUUGUAACAUAACACUUAAAUUGCAUUGCUUUUUUCACAUUAUACCUAUGCAUUGUAUGAUACUAUAGACCUAUCAUAGAUACAAUGUAAUAGUCAUAGUAAAGAUUUCAAUGGCUUAACAUUUGCCAUCUUACUAUUUUCCUUCAUGCACCCAUACAUGAGAAUUUACUGAGGAUUCCGUACGUGGGUUCACAUGUGUUGUUUUGGCAUUGUUUUAUAAAAUACCUUUCAUUUUGUUUAUACCAUUAUUGUAUAUCUCUCCUCUCCUUUUCUUUGCAGCAAUUGAGGGGUUAAUAAGUAAGAACGAAUUCUAUUUUAUUGGUUGGCUGUAGGGAAGAAGCAAAAGCACAACGUAUGUGUUUAUAGACACAUUCAGAAAUGACAGUACGCCUGGAAACCAUGCAUGUCCAAAUUUGCUGAACUUUGCUAACUUUACUUAAAUCCUCUGUCCAAAGGAAUUCAUGCUAUGCUAUAGUUGUUAUGACUGCUUAUGACAACUCAUAAGUCAAUUAUCAUUGAGUUAAGUUACCUGUUUGACAGAGGGUUCAAGUUAAUUGUUACCAACAAGUAUAACCAAGAGGUAACUUGUAAAUAAUUCUUAAAGUAAUGCGUUCAGCUUGUUCCUGAUUUAACAUGCAUGAAGAAACCUUAAUUUCCUCUCCUAAUUUUUCCCUGAACCCUUUUAACAAUGUACAAAUAUAGACCAACGUACUGUAAGCAGUAUGCACUACAGUACAGACCAAUACCGAAAGGACUUAAAUAGCCUGAUUGUUAGCCUUGCUAGCUUGAAAUUUCUAUUGAGAUGACUAGAUACACUGCUAGCAAAACAGGCUAACGUCAUGCAUGGCUGUGGAGUCAUUGGUGGUGGACGGAGGGGACCUCAUCAGAAAGCAUUCUUGACUUUAACUGCCCCUGUCCAGUAGUAGAUCCCUCAAUUCCUGCAUUCAGUCUUUUUGUUGUUGUUUCACAAAUAAAUACUGUUGAAUUCCACCAAUGCUAUGGUAUGCUAACAGUGCUAACAUUCCACACUGGCUUGGAACCUCUGAACUGCACUGUUGAAGCUAACGGCUAUGCACCAACUUUGCUUGGCUUAAUCCGGAUACAAUAACGGUGUUACAGUAUGUAUGGGAGCCAGCAGUUGAAGCUUUGACAUUGUGGUUGAUGUGGUGUCCUUGUCUUUGCUCCAUAGAGGCUUGCCUCCCCGGGGAGGACAUUGGGGACGAUAAGAGCUGUCACUGUGAAUUCCUUCAAGAUUUAUCUCCUGGGUUGAAGGUCACAAUCAGGGCGAUAAUGUAAGAGAGAGGUUUUAUAUUCACUAAAUACCCGAAGAACAUAGUGUCUUGUGCAGAAAUUAUAACUUUACGGUGUCUUCUUCCUUUGGUUUUUAAAGGCGGUUGGCCUGUUUAUGAGCUUAUGAACAUGCACGCCGUAUGAUUGGAUUAUAAUACAUUUGAUAGAAAAUCUGAUUCUAUUCUUCUGAAUGAUUACCGUACCAAAGUGUGUCAACAGCUGCUUUUGUUUUGAAAAAUACAUGCUUCUGUUAAAUUUUUUCCUAAAUGUCUGCUUCAGCAUCAUGAGGUUUCUGGUGUCAAAGAGGAGGUUUAAGGAGAGCCUACGGCCAUACGACGUGAUGGAUGUGAUCGAGCAGUACUCCGCAGGCCACUUGGACAUGCUGAGUCGGAUUAAGCAACUACAGUCCAGGCAAGACCCCCCAUUAUUCCCUUCACCGAUCCAGUCACACACCCUUUCCCAGCAUAGCUCGCAUUUAAUGUACCUCAAAACAGACUUGUGUUCAAAUAGUAAUUGUUUUGUUCUUAAUGCCUUAGCUGUGCUUGAUUGAGCAUGCCUGGCACAAUAGGAUCAAUGGAAUAGUCCCAAAUGUACAAACCCACCCAUCUGGCACUGAAGGCUUGCUCAAUAAACACUCUAAGUAUUAGAAAGUAAACUAAAAUACUAUUUAGGGGGGAAUAGAAGAAAAUAAAUAUAUACUAUUUGAACCCAAGUCUGUCUCAAACAUCCACAGACCCACCAGGUUUUCAUCAGUAGACACACAUUGACAGCUGUCACUCUUCACCAGGGCAAUUCAAUUACCAGCCCUGGAGUGCCAAAGUUCUGCCGGGAGUAUUUCUAGCCUGGUAGUUAAUUGAUGAAUAAUUCUCAUUGAUUGGCCUGAGACAUUACUUACCUCGUGUCCCAGGUCUGAAUUAGUCCUUGAUUAGAAGGAAAAAAAGGGAAGGCUGCGCGACCAAAGGAAACCGCCCCGUUCCGCCCCCCUGGAUGCCUCUUACCCAGAGCUAAAGAACCUAAUCAUGUUUCUUUACCUCUACUUUAUGUACAAAUGUGUGUGCUCACCCUCCCCUCACUUUAUAGUUCUCACUUUACUCACAGUCAAUCGUGAAGGAUAAUUCUUCACGUUUUACCAGUGAAAUGGCUAUGCAGCAUCUGCAUGACAACCAUUUGAUCUCAAUCAAUUUCAUGGGAAUAUGCAUUUAGGUAUUGUUCUUGAAUUAUAUAGGCCUAGGCUACAGUGUUGUUUCGAAGUCCAGUGUGGUUUUGCAUUAUAAUAAUAAUAUGCCAUUUAGCAGACGCUUUUAUCCAAAGCGACUUACAGUCAUGUGCGCAUAAUUUUUUUAUAAACGUAUGGGUGGUCCCGGGGAUCGAACCCACUACCCUGGCGUUACAAGCGCCAUGCUCUACCAAUUGAGCUACAGAGGACCAUUAUGUACAGUGAACGAAUUUCAUAGCAGAUGGUGUUAACAAACUGUAGCCUACCUGUGUUCAAUCAAAGCACAUACUGUAUUUUGCCUAGUGGCGCGUGCUGCGCAAAAAUCUGACCAUUCGCACAAUCAUCCUAAAAUCUCCUAAGAAAUUAGGUGGUGUUUUUCGUCUUACAGUAACAUUAUGCUAUAUUACAGUGGAGAAAAAUAGUAUUUAGUCAGCCACCAAUUGUGCAAGUUCUCCCACUUAAAAAGAUGAGAGAGGCCUGUAAUUUUCAUCAUAGGUACACGUCAACUAUGACAGACAAAUUGAGAUUUUUUUUCUCCAGAAAAUCACAUUGUAGGAUUUUUAAUGAAUUUAUUUGCAAAUUAUGGUGGAAAAUAAGUAUUUGGUCACCUACAAACAAGCAAGAUUUCUGGCUCUCACAGACCUGUAACUUCUUCUUUAAGAGGCUCCUCUGUCCUCCACUCGUUACCUGUAUUAAUGGCACCUGUUUGAACUUGUUAUCAGUAUAAAAGACACCUGUCCACAACCUCAAACAGUCACACUCCAAACUCCACUAUGGCCAAGACCAAAGAGCUGUCAAAGGACACCAGAAACAAAAUUGUAGACCUGCGCCAGGCUGGGAAGACUGAAUCUGCAAUAGGUAAGCAGCUUGGUUUGAAGAAAUCAACUGUGGGAGCAAUUAUUAGGAAAUGGAAGACAUACAAGACCACUGAUAAUCUCCCUCGAUCUGGGGCUCCACGCAAGAUCUCACCCCGUGGGGUCAAAAUGAUCACAAGAACAGUGAGCAAAAAUCCCAGAACCACACGGGGGGACCUAGUGAAUGACCUGCAGAGAGCUGGGACCAAAGUAACAUAGCCUACCAUCAGUAACACACUAUGCCGCCAGGGACUCAAAUCCUGCAGUGCCAGACGUGUCCCCCUGCUUAAGCCAGUACAUGUCCAGGCCCGUCUGAAGUUUGCUAGAGUGCAUUUGGAUGAUCCAGAAGAGGAUUGGGAGAAUGUCAGAUGAAACCAAAAUAUAACUUUUUGGUAAAAACUCAACUCGUCGUGUUUGGAGGACAAAGAAUGCUGAGUUGCAUCCAAAGAACACCAUACCUACUGUGAAGCAUGGGGGUGGAAACAUCAUGCUUUCGGGCUGUUUUUCUGCAAAGGGACCAGGACGACUGAUUCGUGUAAAGGAAAGAAUGAAUGGGGCCAUGUAUCAUGAGAUUUUGAGUGAAAACCUCCUUCCAUCAGCAAGGGCAUUGAAGAUGAAACGUGGCUGGGUCUUUCAGCAUGACAAUGAUCCCAAACACACCGCCCGGGCAACGAAGGAGUGGUUUCGUAAGAAGCAUUUCAAGGUCCUGGAGUGGCCUAGCCAGUCUCCAGAUCUCAACCCCAUAGAAAAUCUUUGGAGGGAGUUGAAAGUCUGUGUUGCCCAGCGACAGCCCCAAAACAUCACUGCUCUAGAGGAGAUCUGCAUGGAGGAAUGGGCCAAAAUAAUAUAAUAAUAAUAUAAUAAUAUGCCAUUUAGCAGACGCUUUUAUCCAAAGCGACUUACAGUCAUGCAUGCAUACAUUUUAUGUGUAUGGGUGGUCCCGGGGAUCGAACCCACUACCUUGGCGUUACAAGCGCCGUGCUCUACCAGCUGAGCUACAGAGGACCUCUACCAGCAACAGUGUGUGAAAACCUUGUGAAGACUUACAGAAAACGUUUGACCUGUGUCAUUGCCAACAAAGGGUAUAUAACAAAGUAUUGAGAAACUUUUGUUAUUGACCAAAUACUUAUUUUCCACCAUAAUAUGCAAAAAAUUCAUUAAAAAUCCUACAAUGUGAUUUUCUGGAUUUUUUUUUUUCUCAUUUUGUCUGUCAUAGUUGACGUGUACCUAUGAUGAAAAUUACAGGCCUCUCUCAUCUUUUUAAGUGGGAGAACUUGCACAAUUGGUGGCUGACUAAAUACUUUUUUUCCCCACUGUAUAUUCAGUUGUGUUAUGUAGAAUACUAAUGAAUAAUUGAUUCAGCUUUGAUCUAACUUAAUUGAACAAGCACCAUUCUCAAUUCAUCAUUGAAAUUCGGCAGAGUAUCCUGUUCUCUGGGCAGCCGAACGAAUCCCGCACAUGCGCAGAAGCUUCAGUUGUUUAUCUAUUGGAAAAAGAGGCGUCCAGAAAAUUUGGCAAUGCAGCCACUCCGAAAAGGGAAACCAGAAAUGUUUUGCCCCUCUUCGACCGUAAUUGAAUAGCCCUGCAUAAAUGUCCAGGCUUAUUCAGUCUGGUGGAGUAUUGCAGAUAGAAAUGUAGAGCAUAGAUUUGACAUUGUCUUGUCACUGGAUACGUUGUUGUGUCACUGGACACAUGCAUGUUGUGAUAACCACUGAACUCAAAUCCACUCCUAUGUGCUAUGCCUUCCUCUGGUACAUAUCCCAAUGACAGACACAUUUAAGUGAUGUUUCAUAGCUUGGAACAACUUAAAUACUGUUCAAGUGAAUUAACAAGUCAAGGGAAAUGUCGAGUUCACAUAUUUCUCUCCCUCAAAUAAGUACCACAUUUUUUUUUGAUUAGAUGAUAGAUGUCCAACACAUAUGUAAAUAUAUUCCAACAAUGAAACUGUAGGCCUAUGUGUACAUUUCGGUUAAAACAACCAAUAGGGGCUAUUUUCCUGAAUAUUUCAUAGCUAAUGUGGUUCUUUAUUUCUCUCAACAACCCAGUCACACAGCUGUGAGAAAGUAACACAUGUUAGAUCUAUGUUUGACAUAAAUAAAGAACCAUGGUAGCUACAAAGCUUUUGAGAAGCUCACCUCUGAUUCACUGUGUGAACUACAUGUAUGGAAUAUAUUCUGACUUAUUUGUCCAUAUAUUUGAUAUGGUCAGAUUCCCAUGUGUUGCUUCAUUUUGCAUUGCGCUCACAUCUUCUCUAUGUGCCUUGCCAGGGUAGAUAUGAUUGUGGGGCCUCCUGGCCCAUCUACUCCUCGCCAUAAGAAGUCUACAGAAGGUCCUAGGUUAAGUCACUAGACUGCACUUUUCCUAUACGUAAAUUACUGUAGAACGUAAGGAAAUUCUUAUGUCAUGUUGACAUAAAGGCUGCAUAAUGCGCAUUAGCCACAAGAAUGAUAAAAUGCCUAUCCUAAUUUGUAACGAUGACAGAUAAUGACAACUGACUCACACAAUUGUGUCAUAAUUGUGUAGUGGGUUAUCAUGACCUGUUAUAACAGGUAUUAGGUCACUCUGCUACAUAGAACGGUUAUACGUCUUUACGUCAAUUGGGGCUCUAGUAAAGUGCUAUCCAUUUUGAUAAAAAAGAACCCUUUUGUAACUCAGGCUACAUGACGGCUCAUUGUAUCACUCAAACUAAAGCCUGAUAGACCGAACCAUGUCUUUAGACAGUAGACUUCUGAGUGAAUUUACAUACAGUAUGUCAAGUAACACUAAAAAACAGAAGCAGUAGAUUGAGAAAUCCCUCACGCUAUUCUUUCAUAAUGUUUGUGGAUAUUUUUGUGGAGGAAAUGUGGGCCAUAGUUUAUAGUGAGAGUGGUAACACUUAAAGCAUUCAGGCAAAAUGCAUUGUAAGACUUGACAUGAGCAAAUAUGACCCUACCCUUUAUAAUCUCUUAUACUGUAAUCAUCUCAUAAUGAUACAGACUAAAUAAGAGACAGUUUGAGACAGUUUAAGUAUGUAUCCAUAAAGAGACAUAACGUAUUACAAACCUUGAUAUAAGACAUUAUUAAAGGCUUGUACAUGCUUAAAACAAGUUAUAAAGCAUUAUACCUGAAGUUUAAAAUUGUCACUGAAUUGCUCUUUUCAUGUCCUUCAAUAUGUUUAUUUCCAUUGUAAAUCAGUGUCUUAUUCUUUCUGAACAAAAGGCCAAUAGCACACACGCACAGGCAAAGGGCUGAGUCAUGUAGCCUAACACAACAGGGGUUUGACAAGGCUGCUUUUGUAUCGGAGAAAGAGGGAGAGCUCCCCUGUUAGGAAGCAGUGGAAAUGAAGCAUGAAACAUAGUGAAGCAUGCCACAUGAUGCAUUGUCUCCUCGUUUUCAUAGUUGUCGUUUUUUCCAGUCAAGAAUUGUUGAGGCCUGGAACUCACCAUUUCCAGUAUACCAACAUUUACAUUUUCAGCAUCAAAGAACAUUAUCAUUCUUCAGCACCAAUUCCAUAUGCACUCUCUACAGAGACCAACCUCUCACUUCACCUACAUGAGUCUAGUUUUGUCUUACCAUUCUAAUUGUAUCUAACCCUUAUUCACCUGCAUCACUAAUCCAGAGGGGGAAAUGUAGUUUAAAUUGUGAAGUUAGUCUACUCUAUAAUGUUUCCUUUUGCUAAAAACACAACUCUUUGACUCUCUGGAUCAAAGCAAUAGCUUUAUCCUCGAUAUUGCUUUCUCUAAAUGCCAGAGUGGACCAGAUUGUUGGUAAAGGUCCUCCAGAUAAAGGUGCCAAAGGUGGAGGUGACGGGGAGAAAGAGGAGGAGGACCCCAGCAUGAUGGGACGUCUGGUUAAAGUGGAGAAACGGGUAAGCCAGGUGUUCUUCUGACCUUAUCUCAGUCUCUCUGUCCUAAACAGUCCACGCUCUUGGUAGAAAUGCCCUUAGAGACUAAACACACCGUGUCGACGAAUGGUUAGAAGUAGCGGGGUGGCAAUGCAACAUGUUGAAUCGCCACAGUUUGUCAACUACCAGCAGGUGAUUCUAACCCACUGUUUUUAGCCGUUCAUCUUUGUUGAAUUGCCACAGUUUGUCGACAACCAGCAGGUCAUUCUAACCUGCUGCUUUUAGGCGUUCAUCUUUGUGUUGUGUAAUCUGAUCUAGGAUCAGAUUACCCUCCCCAAAGCAGGUGAUUCUAACCCAUUGCUUUUAGCCGUUCAUCUCUGUGGUUUGUAAUCUGAUUACCCUCCCCAAAUUCUAACCAUAACCGUUUGGGUGUGAAAAGCCCAACUGACCUAAGAUCAGUGUCUAUGGGCAUCGUCGUGCUACACAACAGUAUGCAGAGGUUCCAUGGGACUCUCCCUCUUCCUGCAGGUGGGCUCCAUGGACAGAAAGCUGGAUUUCCUGGUCAACGUGUAUGUGCAGCGCAUGGGCAUCCCGCGCUCCGAGACAGAGGCCUAUUUCAACUCCAAGGAGGCCUACCCGGCGCCCCCUUAUGUUAGCCCCGAGGAUAGCAAGAAGGAGAAGGAGAAGCAGGAGCAGGAAAAGAAGGUGAAAGAAGAGAAGGAAGAGAAGAGCUGCUCCGCCGCCGAGGUCCUCCGCUCCAUGGGCUCCGUGGAGAAGAAGAAGUGCUCCCCAGAGCCCAGGUCUUUGGGCACGCCCUCCGGCAGCCGCAGCCGCCCCUGCACCUCCUGGGAGCACCAGCUGCAGCACCCCCUCAGCCAGCCCGCCUGGAACAGCAGUGUGGCCAACACCCCCUCACCUGUAGGGGGGGGCAGCGGAGAACCCUCCCCCUCCCUGUUCCUCCUGCCACCCCCUCCCCCGCCCAUCCACGAGCGCUCCUCCUGGGCAGGAGGGGGCAGUAGCCGGGAAGGCUCUUCCCAGGGCAGGAAGCGCAACAGGAGGCAGAGGCGUCAGCCAGACGUGGCCCCGCUGCCCGCCGCUGAGAGUGACACGUCCCUGUCCAUCCCAUCAGUGGACCAUGAGGAGCUGGAGCGCUCCUUCAGUGGGUUCAGCAUCUCCCAGGCCAAGGAGGACUUUUUUGGGGCAUCGUUCUUCAAUGGGGCGGCAGGGGCGGUGGCAGAAACGGGAGCAGGGGCAUCGCUCUGCGCCAGGGUUAGACCCUUCAUUGCGGAGGGUGAAUCAGACACAGACUCUGACCUGUACACCCCUGGUGCCCCCUCACCCCUCUCCUUCAGCGGUGAGGGGGCAGGGGGGUAUGGAGACAGAGUCUGGCCGCCUCUCAAGUAG
This is a messenger RNA of Coregonus sp. 'balchen', 26643 nucleotides long. The record is from the annotation of a GenBank genome assembly. NCBI's taxonomy places the organism in Eukaryota, Metazoa, Chordata, Actinopteri, Salmoniformes, Salmonidae.